ACAUGUACCCAGAGUGAACUGUAUGCAAUGCAGACACUCUGAGAAGUUUAAAGGGGAAAUCUGUCUCUGGUGGAACUGCUAACAAGAAUGGAGGGUCAGUCAAGGUGCUCUCAUAAGUACCUGCUGCUGCAGGUGUGGUGUGGUCUCCUCACCGUGGCCAUGGUGGUUAUGGCUGCAUUUCUCACUUCAAUCAAAUCAAAGUCAACUGAGGAUGAAGUCCCGACACUGAAGCCAGACCAUGUCAGUCCAACAUUCAACACUUUGGCAGCUCCUUUGAAGUCAGCAAGAUCCUCUCUCUCAUACAUCCAGCUAAUCAAGUCUCUGCACGAUAACGUUUGGCAAGAAUCACCUGAAUGUCCCUCCUGCUCCCUCUACCUGGGCAACAACUCUAUCCACUGCAAGGAAAACAGCUUCUACCUCAUCUAUGCCCAGGUCACCUUCACCAAACACCAAAGUAAGAAUCCAGCCAAAUCUGUGAUUCUGAGGAGAGAUGCCACGUUCGGUAAAAGUGUGAUGAAACUGGUUGAGGGGACCUUCCCAAGCACAACAGAGGGCUCUGUGUGGGUGGCCAAGAUUGUCAGCCUCACAGAGGGAGACAGCAUCAGCUUACAUAUCACAGAUGAUUUUCUAAAAGACAGCACAUUCUGGGGUGCCUAUAAGCUCCAGUAGUACUGCAGACCUCGAGGAUUUUUUUUUCUAUUCAAGAGAAAAUUAUUUGUGGUUGAACUGGUUAGUGGGGGCUAUACUAGUAUGUUUAAACAAAAGCUGUUCAUCAUAAGUAGUUUUUUUAUCUUUCAAUAUUUCGUGCCAGAUAAGUAACUGAUGAUUUUAUGCUAAAACAUACUCAAAACGGGGAUCCUGUGAUGUUCAGCAAUUACGGAAUUGAAUCUUAUCUUUGCAGGGUAGUAAAGCCUUUUAAUCAUCUCUGUGGCCAACAUGGAACACUAAAAUGCUAUAAAGCUCCAUCAGGCAGGGUACAGAAGUUUUUUUUACUCAAAACUUUGUUAUAAAAGGUCACAUCUUCAUUUCCUAUUGACUUUGGACAAAAAUAUAUUGGCAAAACAACAUACCGCAUCAGUCCAACUGUGUGCUGUUUGCUGACCUUGUAAUUUUUUAAGCUAACUGACUGUCUGGGGCAUCAUUUUUUUUUUUUUUUUUUGGGUCACUGCUGUUUGUUUAAUUUAUGAAAUGGGAUAUAAUAUUGUUGUGGUUUGAUUUCCGAGGG
Molecule: messenger RNA, 1225 nt
Organism: Toxotes jaculatrix (banded archerfish)
Lineage: Eukaryota; Metazoa; Chordata; Actinopteri; Toxotidae
Exons: 6
Coding region: 88-669 (193 amino acids)
Biological process (GO): immune response
Cellular component (GO): membrane
Molecular function (GO): tumor necrosis factor receptor binding
Source: RefSeq, a predicted model, not a curated record